Haliotis rufescens (red abalone) is the source of this 3866-nucleotide messenger RNA. RefSeq names its product homeobox protein OTX2-like. The transcript has 4 exons. Gene Ontology annotation, cellular component: nucleus. Bases 2184 to 3041 code for a protein of 285 amino acids. NCBI's taxonomy places the organism in Eukaryota, Metazoa, Mollusca, Gastropoda, Lepetellida, Haliotidae. The record is from RefSeq and is a predicted model, not a curated record. Gene Ontology annotation, biological process: regulation of transcription by RNA polymerase II. Gene Ontology annotation, molecular function: DNA-binding transcription factor activity, RNA polymerase II-specific; RNA polymerase II cis-regulatory region sequence-specific DNA binding.
CCAUACCUGAAACUAGUUUUAUUAUGGUGUAUUUGGGAUGAACAAUUAAAGACAAACACACGAGUAUUAGAAGAGCUAAACCUUCAAUGCAUGUGAUGUUUAACGCCGAUAGGGACGUCUCGUCCAUGCAUAUCGCCGUGACUUUCUGAUUAAAUAUGUCAUUGUUUACCUCAAUAAUUCAUCAAUUUACGCUCAAAUCACCCGCUGCUCUUUAGAAGCCGUUUCGAGUGAUUUGCCGAUAAUUAUGGCGCACAUAUGUGCACUGAGAGACGGAGUAAUUUGUAAAGCGAGGUUAGAUUAAGUUGUAAUAGCGACGAGAAAUGACUCGCUGUAGUGUUGGGGGUUGUUGGAUCUGGGACUAAUUACCGUGGCAGUUUGUCUGGUAGCAAUCAAUGCUCGUCAGGUAACUUCGGGUAGGGCAACAAAGGCACUCCCCGCUCGUCCUAGCAUUUACCAGAUUAAUACAUCAACAUUGAACUGGGAUGCAGUGAUUGAAGCUAGGGCAUCUCCGGAGUAAUCACCAGCCUCACAACAAAGCUACACUAAAUGAAAUUGAAGCGGAUCCGAACAUCGGUAUAGCACGCGCGGGUCUCACGUGUAGCUGGGCUUUUUAUAAAUACAUUUGUUAGAUUAAUAUCUCAACUGAAAGUAACCAUUUCUGGACACAGAUAGCUCUCUGCCGAUGUAUUUUUCGUCUUAGAGCAAACAGCAAGCUUUGAAAUAGCAAAUUAGACGGAAGUUCUUUUAGCUCGGUAACAUCGGACUAUAUAUAUUUCAUCAGCUAGAUUGCACUCGCUGCAUCGUUAACGGCGAACAAAAGACAGCCCCGUGAGCAUGCAUUGUCUAACAGCUUCCUAGCGACAUCGUCGACACCAAGAACGUCAUGUUACGCCCCGCUGCUAUCCAUCGUCAAGGCUACGUUAAACCGUAUUAAUAAUUGAAAAACCGCUGUCCCCGCUGCUCGCUAUUUAGUGCUAAUUUUCCGCAUGCUCGCCCGAGAGUAGGGUCAUCAGAGUGAUGGACGAAUGAGGGGAGUUCUACCCGUGAUAUAAGAAAUAGCCAGUGUCCCACGGGUGACCGCUGACCCUCUCAUCGCGUGGCUUGUGAGGGAAGCCGGCCUGUUAUUGUCAGGCUUGCGAUGGUGUGUAUACACAUUAUUACACAGCCCUAUGAAUAGCUUAUUGGAUCACGGGUAAUCGGCUAUACACAGCUGAGACUUGAAGUCUACAAAUUAGGCCAGAAAAAUUCGUUCGAGUCAGGCAGUUUAUUACACAAAGAGGUGCUUAUUAACUAUAUUUACUAUAACUGAUUGUGCUAACCACCUUCUGUUUAGGCUGCCCCCGGUUGCGGAUAAGAAUUUUUCUUUCAGUUGUGAUAAAGUUUGAUAUGGAGUUUACGGUAGCAUGUCAGAUAUUCGAUAAAAUCCAAUUAUGUGUAAAAGUUGCUAUAUGUCUCAGCUGGUGACAGCUUUGUCAACACGUGUAGGCCAUGGGGACAAGCAGUCGACAGGGUCGUCUUCAGUCAGUUGUUUUAAUGAUAAGACUUUCCUCACCCCAGGGGACCACACUUCCCACCCUUAGACCCUCUCGACUCAAAUACCCUAAUAUUACCCGGCGUUGUCUUGGAGGGAAGAGGGAGAGAGAGGCUGGUAGGGGUCGGGGAAUGCACGUGCACACCACGACCCCAUCCCGCCCUUCACAUUGCCAUAUGCUGCUUAAUUCCAAUCUGUGAAAUUGGGUCUGGGUUCAAACCACAAUUAAAUUGACUUGUACAAAUUUUGAAAAGAACUGACUUGUGAAGGACAAUACGGGUUUGCCCCGGUCGAGAAUGUCAGCGCAUUUUGAAACAACAUGUGAUCUCAGUUUGAUAUUCCGUAUAAAUCGUUACGUAUUUGCAUAGUAUUUAUUGUGAGUCGGUGGGGCUCGGGAGAUGUUGUAUAGGCACAUAGCUUAAGUUGGCUGGAAACUUCGAUCUUCUUGUCCACAUAUGUCGCGGGCAGCGUUUCGGUGGGGACCGAGGUUUUUGUCUUGCCCUCAGACUUAUACCCCUCAACCUGCACCCCGACCAUCGCCGCUGACUGUCCGGUCUCUCUUGCAGUGUGGUCCGAUCGCUACCUCACCCCCACCACCGAGUCCCGUGGUCUCAUCCCCACACUGGAUUCUCUCCCCACGGACGACCUGAGGAUGGCCUCCAUGGCCUACCCACCCGUGUCAUCCUCUCACAUGUCCAAGGCCGGCAACCCCUACUCCGUCAACGGCAUCAGCUUGACCUCCCCUAACGUGGACCUGCUCCAUCCAGCUAUGGGCUACCAAGGCGGUAAUCCAAGGAAGCAGAGACGUGAGCGUACCACCUUCACCCGCGCCCAGUUGGACGUUCUAGAAGGCUUGUUUCAGAAGACACGCUACCCUGAUAUCUUCAUGCGAGAGGAAGUCGCCCUUAAGAUCAACCUACCCGAGUCUAGAGUCCAGGUUUGGUUCAAGAACCGCCGUGCCAAAUGCAGGCAGCAACAAAAGGCCCAGGAACAGAAGACCAAACAACAGCAGGGGGGUCAGCCUAGCCCACCCCAGACGUCACAGUCCCCCAAGAAGGAGCCGAAGACACCCCCACCCCAGGCUCCCUCCCCAGUCACGUACAAACCCCCAGUCGUCAGCACCACACCCCCCAACGGCAGCUCCCUCAACGCCGCAACCUCCAUCUGGAACCCAGCAGCAUCCAUGCCACCCAUGAACGAAUUGAUGUCCAACAACAGUUGCAUGCAACGUUCUUAUCCCAUGAGCAAUGGUCAAGCACAUUCCUAUAACCCCCAGGGCUACGGUCACUCGUCCUACUAUGGCAAUAUGGACUACCUGAGUCAGAUGCAGCUCCCAGUCAUGUCCAAUCAGAUGACCAAUGGUAUGGGCAGCAUGUCCAACACACACGGGAACCAAAUGGCCUCAUACGGUACGCUACCCUCCGCACAAACGCUCUCAAGAGGUAACCACGGUGACUGCUUGGACUACAAAGACACAACAUCCUCGUGGCCCAAGUUCCAGGUCCUAUGAGCCGUGCAAUGAGACACUUCGUGAACAUUUACCAAGUGAGGUUUCGGGACUACCGUCACUGGAAACUAAGCUAGUCUGGUGGCCACGUUGGCAUGGCAACAACCUAGGUUGAGUUGCAUCCUAGCGCGGUUGUACAAUCGUGCUUCCCGUGAAGUCCACAGUUACAUGGCCACUAUCAGACAAUCGACCACAGAUGUUGUGAAUCACAGUCUUGUGACCAGUGACGUCAUCCGUUUGACGUCAUCCGUGUGACGUCAGGAAUCCUACCCGUCUGUGUGUUUCGUUACAACCUCUAUGCCCAGCGAAACGUGCAAGUUCCCGCUCCGGUGGGAACACCAUUAUUUAUAUGCGCACUACAUUAUUGCCGGUGUCGUCCAUCGAUGUGCCCUCCACCCCCAAAGACGGCCAGAGAGGGCUGUUGUGUAAGAAGCCUGUAUAUACUCAGAGAGAAAAAGUUGUGCUCCACCCCAGGGGCACGCUACGACCCCGGGCACACGCCACCAGUAUUAAACGGUCACAACGUCACCCCGCCCGCCAUCACGACACCAUCUCGACGACCACGUGAGCUUGCGACGUCGUCGCCCGAUUCUACUUUGUAGCGACAACGAAAUGCCCUGUCCAUCAAUUGUAAAUUAUAAUCGCCACGUGACCUGAGCUGCAAUGUAGUAUUACUUUACACCUGUACUCUUGAAUUGUUUUCUUUGUCAUUUCUCUCUAUUUAUGGCACCAGAAGGUGCAACAAAGCGAUGACCAUUAAGCACUUUUAAUAUAUUUAGUGUGACUCAAGAAAUUUUGAGUUAGUGAAUAAAUCGUUGUUUUAUGAAA